AUGCCGGGAUCAUAUCAAGUCAUUGAACCGCAUCCAUCGGUUCCUCACACCAGCCGUCCCGCUCUGCACACGGCUCGUGGAGGCGCCGGCAAUGUCAUCAACCUCAAGGGCACCAAGACCACUCCUUCGCAGACGGCCUCCGGGCCGGCUUCCAUGACGCGCCUCGACUCGCGUGUGCCCAGCACCUUCAAGUCUGGCCGGGGCGGCGCCGGGAACGUCCACAGUGGCAGCGAGCGCGCCAUCUUCAGCUUCGACGAGGAGUUGGAGCGUGAGCUCCGCCGCGCUGCGCCCGUCUACCACGUCGGCCGCGGCGGUGCCGGCAACAUGGUCUUCAGCGACGACUCGUCCAGCAGCCUGUCGCGAAAGUUCUCCGCCAGCAGCAACGGCACCAGCAGUAGCUCUGGCUCCGCGCGCGAGCGUGCUCUCCGAGGUCUGAAUAAGGGCUGGGGCAAGCUCCGGGGCAUGGCCUAA
Molecule: messenger RNA, 471 nt
Organism: Aspergillus brunneoviolaceus CBS 621.78
Lineage: Eukaryota; Fungi; Ascomycota; Eurotiomycetes; Eurotiales; Aspergillaceae
Product: DUF3602 domain-containing protein
Exons: 1
Coding region: 1-471 (156 amino acids)
Source: RefSeq, a predicted model, not a curated record